AUGGGGACGAUGGGGUUCUUUUUUCUCUUCCUCCAGAUCCUCUAUGGGAAGGGCCUGGCGCAGGCCGUUGUGGAAUCCCCUGGUGUGAAAGAUACCCAUGAGCCCCGUAUCAUCCUCCGCUACGAGUCUGGUUCAGCUGCAUCCUUACAUGAUCGUGUGAAGCGGCUUCAGCAUCUUGCAGGUGUUCGAAAAGCAGAAGUCUUACCGAGCCUGGAGAUGGCCGUGGUUGCAUGUACCUCAGACGUGCAGGAGGAUGAUAUGCUGGAGCUACUUCAGGAGCAAGAAGGUGUUGAAGUUGCAGUGCCGGACACCUGGCUCCACGUUGAUGAGGAACAUGUAGAAAAGCGUCCGGAGCGCUUUUGCUCUGCGAAUCCUCAAUGUAGUGCAAUGGGACUCCGGGGCUUGUGUUGCCCCACACCUGAUGGACUUCGUCUAGGAUGCUGCAAUGAUGAUGCUUCUCCGCUGCCUAGACACCCAGAGCAUGGUCUUAGUACAAUUUCUUUGCAGAGCUGGCAUGGCGGCUUCAUGGCUGCAAUGCGAUGGGGAGGAGUCGGCUUCUAUCCAGACAAUCUCCAUGGAGAUACCCACUUCUUCGUGGUCCCCCACAGUGACGGUUACAAUUCUUUGAAGACCCAGCACGGAACAUAUGUGGUUGCAACUCCGUCUGGUAGACUGGCAUCGUGGCACCGCGGACAUUUAUGGGCAGAUGACUUUGAAAAGUUCAAGUUCGUUUACAACAAAGACGGGACUCUUACGCUCAGAAGUAAGCAUGCUGACAAGUUUGUGGCUGCAGAGCAUCCUUCGUGGGGAGUGCUGUCGGCUGACAGGGAUGAAAUUGAUGACUGGGAAAAGUUCAAUGUUACUUUCACGCAUGGCAGGGACACAGUCAUCCCAAAUGACAAGUCCUUGGAGAAGCUUUGGGGUUUGCAUCACUAUGGCGACCGGGACAUUGACGCCGCGGAGGCUUGGAAGAUCGCUCAUGAACCGCCCCCAGAAGGGCUUGUGGUUGCUGUCAUUGACACUGGUAUUGACUACACGCACCCAGACCUCAAAGAUCAGAUGUGGAUCAAUCCGAACGAGAUACCUGACAAUGGCAUCGAUGAUGAUGGUAAUGGCAUUGUGGACGAUAUCCAUGGAGCAGAUUUCGCGAACAACGACGGGGAUCCCAUGGACGAUCAGAUGCAUGGAACGCAUUGCGCGGGCACCAUUGCAGGCAAUGGGAACAACAGCAUUGGAGUUGCUGGUGUGGCAUGGCGGGGAGUUCGACUGAUGGCCAUGAAAUUUCUGUCUGCAUCUGGUGGUGGACGCACGUCAGAUGCCAUCAAGUGCCUGAACUACGCCGUCGCGAUGGGUGCCAAGCUGUCCAGCAAUUCUUGGGGAGGUGGUGGCUCUUCUUCAGCAAUGCGAGUGGCCAUCGAGCGUGCUGAAAUGGCUGGCAUGCUGUUCGUUGCCGCUGCUGGUAAUGAGGGAUCCGACAACGACGAGUUUCCUCAUUACCCUUCCAACUAUCCUACGGCAAACAUUGUGUCUGUAGCCUCUACCACGAAGACGGGCUCUUUGUCAUCCUUCUCGUGCUACGGGAAAACAACGGUAGACUUGGCUGCACCAGGCAGCAGCAUCUAUUCCACGAUUCCCAACAAGAAGUAUGCCUCCUUGAGCGGAACAUCCAUGGCCACACCACAUGUCAGUGGCCUCGCUGCAUUGAUUUGGCUGCACCGUCCUCAGCUAACUAUGCCCCAAGUGAAGCGCAUCCUAAUGGACUCCACGACAAAGGGGGACGCGCUGAAGAACAGCAGCCUGACAGAGGGUCGCAUCAACGCCAGACGGGCUUUGAUGCUGGCUGCCUCGUACGAAGCCCUCUAUCCACCCACAAAUCAGCCCCAGGGUCUUGCCUUUGCAGACACUGACCCUGAAGUCGGGCGAAUAGGUGGGACAGCUCAAAUUACCGCAGCUGCGGAUGAGAGUGACAUUGACUACUACAGCCUGCACUUCAUUUCCGUUGCAGGCUUCUUGAUGGAACGGAUUGGCAGGGCAAACGCAUCUGGUGCAGCUACACUGGACAUCACACUCAGCAACGUGACGAUACCAAAGUAUGUCACUGGACUUGCAGUGGUUGCUGCAAACCGCAGCGCCAAAGCUGGACCCUCGAAGGCAGCUGUUGUGGAGAUAAAGGAUUACGGGGUGCCAAAGUUCGGAGCAGGCGAGGUUGUUUGGGCAGGUGAUGUGGACGGGCGCGUAGGGUACGUGGCGGGCCAAAUCCAGUUCAAACGUGCCCAGUCAGAAAGCACUGUCACUCACUACAACCUGUACUGGAAGGAUGAAGCCCAGUCCUUUCUGGGAAAGGUGCCUGCAAAUGGAUUCAAGACACCAUCUUGUGAAGGAGAUUGCUCCCUUCUUGACAGCAACAUCAGCGGCAAUACCUACACAUUUCACCGUGGAGCAUAUGACAACAAUGAGAUGGCUGUCGUCAGCUUCAGCGGCCCUGCGACAGUGUGGCUUACGAGCUUCAGGACCGAGAAGUAUUAUGACUACUUGGAGAUUGGCGGGCAGCAGCUGUCGGGAACGCGGCUCGUGUUGCCAAUGCGGUUUGAUCUGGAGAGCGGUCCACAAAGAAUCACGUGGUCGAGUGAUCGGUCCGAAGUCGAGAGCGGCUGGUCUCUGGAGCUGGUGCAGACAGGCUCCAUGGCCGAGUACUCACUGCCAUCCAUCGAGCCGCCAAGUUGGCAUGUUCAAGUCGUGUCUGCAUACACCGACACGGAGGGUGCAGACAUCUCAGAGGGGGAGCUUUCCGACUUCGACUCGGCCACAAUGCCACCCUCGACUGCACUGAAGCCACGUCAGUUGGGCUUUGUCGACAUGGACGUGCAGCAGUACUUCAUUGAAGGCAUCAUCAAGUUCUUGCCACCCUUGAAGUGCAAAGGCAGCGUGACCUACUACAAGGUUUAUCUCGCAAAUUCCGAGGGUAUGGCAGUCGAUGGUUUCCAGUGGACGUUGCCAGAGCCGGAGAACUGCUCCGCCUUGAUGAAAGUGACUGUUGAAAAUGUUCGGCUUCCAUCUGAUGCAGCGCAGGUAGUAGUCACACCAGGCAACAAGAAUGGACCGGGCCACGCUGUUGCAGUGCCCCUGGUGGAUAUUGUCAGAAGCUUGCCCACCAAUGCUUCUUUUACUGGAGAUGAGGAUCCAGCAAAGGGCCAAGUCAAGGGUAGCAUCAGGAUCACCCCUGCAGCAAAUCCAACAGGAAUCCUGUCAUAUGCAAUUUACUUUGUCAAUGGCACGACGAAGGAGAAACUUUUGGGACUGGUGGCUGCGGCUGCGGAUGAGGUUGUCGCGUAUGAGUUCCACAUCAUUGUCAAGACAUCGCUGCGCAACUUGCUUGUUGUCAGCGUGUAUGACGACCUAGAGAUGGACGAGGGCGUUUUCCUUCAGUUUGAGGACGCAUAUGACGAGGAUGAUGAGGUGGAACAUGAAGGGCGAUGGCUGGCGGCUGACACGCCAGAUUUCGAGCCGUGGUUGCGCAGACCACGCGUGCCAGCCUGGAACGAGGUGCAGCUUCUCUGGACGGAACCGAAGGCAGAGCAAGCAGAAGCAGAGGAGAAGAAGUCUUUGUCAGCUCAAUUUCUGAGCGACAGAAGGGUCAUGGGAUCAGUGACCAUACCAGGUAUCCUGGGCACCAGCACAUCAAGCACAGGCACCACUUUUGUGCCGCCAAGUCUUGAGGCAAGGAAAGCGCUUGUCUCCGUGCUGGCGGACAGCUUGCCAGCAGUGUCCCAAGAUCAGGUGAGACUAACAAAGGGCCAAAUGCUGACUUGCCAAGCCGCCAUGCGCUUGGACCCGGGCAACUCGCUGCCAGACGGUGCCUGCUUGGUGGUCAACUUUGAGGUGUUGCCGGAUGUGAGUCUAGCCCUCCAUCCAAAGUACUCACAGGCUUUCCUAGACAGGGUCGAGGCCAGGCUGAUAGCUUUGCACCGUGGGAGCCUGGCAACUCAAAGAAUGAAUGGGCUGCUCAUGAAACGCCUGCAAGGCGUGAUUUCGUUACCAGCGGGUGGAUUUCAGGCAGUAGUUGGUGAGCCACAGCAGAUUGCACCAAAGGUGCGUGCUGAUGGCAGAUCACUAGCAAGCACCGGCCAAGGCAUCGACCUUGGUGAUGUGACGAGCUGGGAUGAACAAGAGCUCCCAUAUGACCAGGAAACCAGUCCUUUGAUGCUUUCCGUCUCCAUUGGUGCCUUGCUUGGUGCCAUCAGUGCUGCUAGCUGCGCAGCCAUGCGGAUAGUGAAACAUCGCAAGACCAUGCGCGAACCAAUUGUGACACCUGUCGACCCAGUCCAGCCAGCCACGGACUCCUCAAUGGAUGUGAGCGUGCAGCUCGGUGAACGACCGGAGUGA
Symbiodinium pilosum is the source of this 4383-nucleotide messenger RNA. The record is from the annotation of a GenBank genome assembly. NCBI's taxonomy places the organism in Eukaryota, Dinophyceae, Suessiales, Symbiodiniaceae.